AUGAGUUAUGAACCGAGUUGGGUGGAGAAUACAACCAACACACCGAUACCGGAGUUCCUGGAACGUACACUGAUGCUAGGACCAAACUACAACGUACCGAAUCGUGGAAAAUUUCCAUACAUUGAAACGUUGUCAGAAAUCGAAAAAGUUAUAAAAUAUCAAAAAAAUGUGGAAGAAAUCCGAGCAGAUGUAACCAAUGCGAUGUCCAACUUUCUAAAUUUCAAUAAUCAACCACGCCAUCAUCAACAAGACUGGAUUGCCAAGGACGUCGGGAGAAGCAGGAAGUUCUUGAAGGAAAACCCAGAUUUAUUGAUCAUCAAAGCCGACAAGGGAAACAAAACGGUAGUGUUGUCAUCGAAGGAAUAUGAGGAAAAAAUGGAGGAAAUGUUGAGAGACGACAAACCCUACGAGAAGAUUCGCUACGAUCCGACGGCAAGGGUGUCGCGAAAAAUCAAAACAAUUUUGGACAACUGGAGGGAAAAGAAAUACAUCGACGCUGGCACUCAUCGAAAGCUUAACGUGACAAACUGUAACCCACCGCGCAUAUAUGGGCUGCCAAAAAUCCCCAAACCAGGUAGGCCCUUGAGACCGGUGGUUUCGACCAUUGGGUCCACCACAUACAAAUUGGCGCAAUAUUUAUCAAACAUCCUAGGAAAAAUCGUGGGGAAAACAGAAGCACACAUAAUUAACAGCUUCACAUUCGCCAAUGAAAUAUCAGGAGUUCAGACGGACGAGGAUGAGGUUUUGUUCUCGUUGGACGUGACAUCACUAUACACAAAUGUACCGGUGGACUACGUAAUAGAAUGUGUUGAACAGCGAUGGAACGAGAUAGAGGACCACACACCAAUAGACAAAGGCAGCUUCAUAGCGGCGAUCAAAUUGGUAUUGGGAUCUACGUUCUUCGUGAUUACCAUGAUAUCUGAUACGGUGCUUCAUAUAGAAAAAAUUAAUAAACAGGACUGUGGUGCCUAUCAAUGCAUUGUUUCAAACUCCAGAAGCAGCGAACAAGCUAGUGCCGAAUUAAAGCUUGGAGACACUCCCCCUGAAAUAAUUUUCAACUUUAUUGAACAGAACAUUCAUCCAGCAGCGUUUGCUUCUUUGAAAUGUACAGCGUCUGGAUCUCCCUAUCCUCAGUUCACUUGGAUGCUCGAUUAUCAACCCAUAGUUGCUUCGAUUCAUCGUUAUACUAUUGAUCAGUUUUUGGACGAAAAUGGGAGAGUGACAUCACAUCUAAAUAUAACCCACGUUAGUGCUGAUGAUGGCGGGCUUUACGCAUGUAUUGCAUCUAAUACAAUGGGAAUUGCAACUGAAAAGGCUCGUUUAAAUGUUUAUGGCCCUCCGUAUGUAAGAGCUAUUGGUUCAAUUAAAGCAAUUGCAGGAGACUUAAAAGAAAUAAAUUGUCCUUAUUCUGGUUACCCUAUCCAACAAAUACAUUGGUUACAUAACGGGUUGAAUAUUAGCGCAAAUCCGAGGUACGCAGUGUCUGGUAUUAACCAUGGAGUAACGCUACGAAUUCAUCGCGUUGAUGGAAUUCAGGAUAAGGGUACAUACACCUGCAUAGUAACUAGUCCAAAUGGCGAUGAAGCUCGGAGAGAUAUUCAACUUAUUAUCAACAGCCCACCAGUGAUUGAACCUUUCUCAUUUCCAAAAAAUAUUAAAGUUGGUGGUCGAGCUCAGUUAACUUGUUCGGUGUCAUCAGGAGACAUGCCAGUAUAUUUCAGUUGGAAAAAAGAUGGUACCUCUAUCCCGCGAGAUCUUCACGUAGUGGAAAAAAAAGAAGAAUUUUUUACAUUACUCGUUCUGAAAAACAUUACAUCAAAGCAUAGUGGAAAAUAUACAUGCCUUGCAUUGAAUGCAGCUGCAGAGGUUAAUCACACUGCCGAACUACUUGUUCAGGUGCCUCCGACUUGGAAACAGGAACCUUCCGACUUGGCAGUUGUUUUAGGCAGUACAAUUACUGUAAUAUGCAAGGCUGAUGGUUUUCCACAACCAAAAAUAACAUGGUAUAGAAGCCAGAGCAUACUACCUAACAAUUUUCAAUCAUUUUCAUUCAACAAUGAGACGCUCAAGGUAAACUAUGCCACGUCUUCUGAUGCAGGUUACUACAUGUGUGAAGCUUACAACGGAAUUGGUAAUAAAUUGUCCAAAAUUAUUAAAAUUGAUGUGAACGUAGCUGUUCAUUUCGAUAGCCCGGUAAAGAAUAUAUCCGCACGUCGGAACGACGCGGUAAUGUUGGAAUGCUUAGCUCUGGGUGAUGAUCCAAUAAAAAUUGUUUGGACCCAUAAAAAGUCGAAAAUAGAUUUUAACAACUACCGGUACAAUUUAGUCGAGAUAAAAGUUGACAAUGGAAUGCGAUCUCAACUGUCUAUCAGCCACACAGAGCGAUUCGAUUCCGGAAAGUAUGUCUGUUCAGCGGAAAACUCAUACGGAACAAGUGAACAAAUAACUUACCUAGCAGUACAAGAAAGACCAGAUGCUCCAUCUGAACUAGAGGUUUUAGAAGUGGACAGUCGUAAAAUAAAGCUAUCGUGGAAAAGGCCAUAUGACGGAAUGUCUCCUGUACUUAGCUAUCUUGUACAAUAUCAACCGCUAAGACUUGCUUCAGAUUAUAUUGGAGAAAAUAUAGAUUUGACAUGGGAAAAUCCAUUUGUAACCAACUUAACACUGUCCACGCUAAAAGAAGAAAAUAGUGGAAGCAGUGCUACACGUGAUGAAGCAUUUGUAACUGGACUACACCCUGCAACUCAAUAUUCGAUGCGAAUGUUGGCUAUUAACGAGAUUGCAUGUUCACCAUUCACGAAUUCACUCAUAUUCAAGACACAAGAAGAAGCACCAACAGAAGCGCCAACUAGUUUGAAAAUCAAACCUAGUGGUCCUGGAGAAUUAAUAAUAACAUGGCAAAUACCGCACAAAAAUACUUGGAAUGGUGACCUACUUGGAUAUACAAUAAAUUGCAUGGAAGAGAAACAAAACAUAAACUUCAUAAGCAACAAUGAUUCACAAAACUUAACUUUUACAGCCAAUGGUUGGGCGACAACAAAAAUGUUAAUAUCCAAUUUAAAAAAAUUCACCAGAUACUCAAUUAAAAUACGUUCGUUCAAUGCCAUAUCGGCAGGUCCAUGGAGUCCGAUAAUGCACAGCACAACGUUAGAAGAUGUACCUGACACUCCACCCCGAAAUGUGUCAUGUAAAAGUCUCUCUUCUCAAAGUAUCAAGGUACAGUGGCAGGAGCCUCUUCCUCAAUUUCAUAACGGAAUAUUGCAAGGAUAUAAAGUUUUGUACAGAUCUUUUUCAAAAACCAAUGACCUUUAUAUGCCUUAUGAAAUCAAACGGACUUCUAACUUGGAAACUUACCUUCACGCUUUACUAAAAGCUACGAACUACUCCAUCCAGGUAUUAAGUUUUACUUUGUCGGGAGACGGCAUGUCAAGCGCUUCAAUAUUUUGUGCUACAGAAGAGGAUGUACCGGACGCACCUGCCGAAAUUAAAGCAUCAAUUCUUACAGCGGACUCUAUACUCGUGUCGUGGUUGCAGCCCAAUCAUACCAAUGGAAUUAUAAGUCAUUACACAAUAUAUAGUAAAGACAGUGGAAAAACUGGCCAUUCUAAAAGUUAUGUACUACGACUUGACAAGCAGCAUCCUUUGCAAUUUGAAGUACGAGGAUUGAGUGAAAAUCGCAAAUAUGACUUUUGGGUAACGGCCUCUACUUCCAAAGGCGAAGGAGAUCCUACGGCAGUUGUUACACAAGAAACAAACACUCGUGCUCCUGCAAGAAUUGCAUCCUUCACACAAACAUUGAAAGUUGCAGUAGGAACGAGCAUAUCUUUGGAAUGCAUAGCAGUUGGAAAUCCAACACCAAGGACACGAUGGAUUACCAACGACCAAGCGGUUACUUUUAGCCCAUUCUACAGUAUAUCGCAAGGAUAUUUGAAAAUAUAUAAGGUUGAACCCAACCUCUCGGGCAAUUACACAUGCUCUGCCAAAAAUCUGUUUGGAGAAGAUAGCAUUUUAUACGUCCUAAUUGUUUUACAAACACCAAAUAUCACUCUCAUAUCAAUACAGUAUGCGUCAUAUGAUAGUGUUAGAAUCAUUUGGGAAAUUUCAUUUGAUGGAGGAGCUACAAUUCAAGGAUAUAACCUUUAUUAUCGACAUGCUUCUGAUACUUGGUCAAGCGUAUCAAUCCCGUCAGAUCAAUUUGCCUAUACACUUACUGGAUUAAAAUGCGGAUCGCAAUAUAUGCUGAAAAUGAACGCGCAUAAUAAGGUAGGAGUUGGUGUAUCCACCGAUGAAAUAACUGUUUGGACCAAAGGAAAAGCACCACACAUUCCUGAAGGUAGAGAACUAAUUAUGACUAACGCUACAUGCCUCAGCCUGAACUUGCACACAUGGCAUGAUGGAGGAUGUUCUAUUACACAUUUCUCAAUAGAAUAUCGUCGUUUACAUACACCGUUUUGGACAACUGUUUCGUCAGACAUAUCUGGAGUAGAGCAAAAUAAUGGCAAUUUUUCUUUUUGCGAUUUUGUCCCGGCUGUUUGGUAUGAACUAAAAAUUUCGUCUAGUAAUGACGCCGGAGAAACUGUUGCUCAGUUCAACUUUGCAACAACCACGAUAACAGGUGAUAAAAUUCCUCCUCCGGUAUAUACGCAAAUCGAAAUAAAGAACGAAGAUAAUUCAGAGAAAGUAUCUAAGGAUAUACAAUGGAUAAAAUCUUUUGUAAUAACGGCAGCUGUUAUCACCAUUAUUCUUUUCUUUUUUUUUCUGAUCAAAUACCGUAAAAUCCUAUGUUAUACGAGUGGUCCUAUAAACAACAUCGAGGACACUUCAAACAAUCACCAAAAGGAAGAAUGCACCUACGUGAGAACUGAACAGGUGUAUAGUGCUUCACCUGUUAAAAUAGUUCAUAAAGAAAAUAAUUCUGAAAUGUACGAAAUAUCACCAUAUGCAACAUUCAAUGAUACAAAUGAACAAGAGCCAGAGAAAGUAUUAACUCGCAACAUACCCGACUCUACGAUGGACUAUUCAAUGCAGUUUCGCACCUUUGGACAUCCAGAAAUCGAAUUACCUGCCACGGCUUACCCAUUAUUAGAACCUGGUGGAUUCGGCAAGGCAAAAGAUAGAGCAAUCCGACAGAAGCAAACAGGUGAAACCCAUAUAAGCAGUGGGUCAAGUUACAGGAUGGUCAAAUAUGAAGAAAAAGCGCAUUCUAGAAGCGGAAGUAGAAUUACUGGUCCAAUGAAUCUAUCAGAAACUGACAGUAACAGUCCAAUAUGAAUCUUCUAGCGCUCUAACAUACAAAAUUUCAGAUGAAUCUGUUUUAUACCAUGAUACGUGAUAAAGUAUCAUCCCAAUGUGUUCUACUCGGAAUAUUUCAUAUGUGAAACUAUGAUCAAUUGAUAUAAAUAAGAAUAAUGAACAAAAA
Messenger RNA from Wyeomyia smithii (pitcher-plant mosquito), 5419 nucleotides. RefSeq names its product cell adhesion molecule Dscam2-like. Gene Ontology annotation, biological process: axon guidance; nervous system development; cell-cell adhesion. The transcript has 15 exons. The record is from RefSeq and is a predicted model, not a curated record. Gene Ontology annotation, molecular function: protein binding. Lineage: Eukaryota; Metazoa; Arthropoda; Insecta; Diptera; Culicidae. Bases 1 to 5271 code for a protein of 1756 amino acids. Gene Ontology annotation, cellular component: plasma membrane; axon.